This is a messenger RNA of Centruroides sculpturatus (bark scorpion), 792 nucleotides long. RefSeq names its product COP9 signalosome complex subunit 4-like. The annotation marks the transcript as partial. The transcript is spliced from 3 exons. Gene Ontology annotation, cellular component: COP9 signalosome; cytosol. The record is from RefSeq and is a predicted model, not a curated record. NCBI's taxonomy places the organism in Eukaryota, Metazoa, Arthropoda, Arachnida, Scorpiones, Buthidae.
CACAUUUUAAUAGGUUCUACCAUUUUGGAUCGUGCCGUUACUGAGCAUAAUCUACUGUCGGCAAGCAAGCUAUACAAUAAUAUUACUUUUGAAGAACUUGGAGCACUUUUAGAAAUACCACCAUCUAAGGCAGAGAAGAUUGCUUCGCAAAUGAUAACAGAAGGAAGAAUGAAUGGAUAUAUCGACCAAAUAGAUUCUAUCGUUCAUUUUGAGACACGCGAAGUAUUACCUUCAUGGGACAAACAGAUACAGAGUCUGUGCUUUCAGGUGAAUAACAUCAUCGAAAAAAUAUCUCAGCACGAGUCGGACUGGAUGACGCAGAUCACGGAGGAGCAGAUGGUUCACUAACGAACGAGACUCCGAUCGACUUUGGCUCUGCUAUAUGUAUAGUUUCUCAAUAAAACUAAUUAUACAAAAUAUCUGUUUUUAUAUGAAAACGACUUAAAAUGAUUGUUAUAGAAGUAACAAGAGAGUAUUCUUUAUUUAUAACAUUUAGUCUGAUAUUUCUGCUUAAUCUACAUUUAUGUUUGGAGAUGCUGUUUUACAUUUGAUUUUUGGGUUCUAGUAAGUUAUUAAAGUCAAAUGUUACUGCAGUUAAAUAUUAUAGUAAGAACAGCUGAGUAUAAUGAGCUUAAUCUUUAGUUUCUGACAGAAUUCAUUGAUAACAUAAAGCUUUAAAACAUUUUAUUAUUUGAACAAUGCAUCUGUUACAAAGUAUUUUAAUCUUAUUUUCUUAUUAAUUAGUUAUUUCUCAGUUUUAAUAUAAAUUUAUUUCCAUGAAAUAAUUGUUAA